Messenger RNA from Funneliformis geosporum, 129 nucleotides. Lineage: Eukaryota; Fungi; Glomeromycota; Glomeromycetes; Glomerales; Glomeraceae. The record is from the annotation of a GenBank genome assembly.
AACUAGGCGAAUGCUUUGAGUAUAUUGUAGUUAAGAAUAAUUCAUCACAAAGAAUAGGGGAUAAAAUGGAGUAUCCAGAGGUAGUGAGGCAAUUAGUCUUAAAAAAGUUUAAAGAUGGUAAUAAAGCAG